Owenia fusiformis is the source of this 3355-nucleotide messenger RNA. Lineage: Eukaryota; Metazoa; Annelida; Polychaeta; Sabellida; Oweniidae. The record is from the annotation of a GenBank genome assembly.
AUGAAUUCCCCAGUUUUAGUACCAGAUGUAACUUUAUCUGACAGACCCAAAAAUGGACUUCCGGUAGUUUGUUUUGUGACAUAUUUCAUCAAUAAAGUCAAGAUGGACACGAGUCUGACAGGUGCUCAGAUUCGGAAUAUGUUUGUUGAUUAUUUCAAGGAAAGAGAGCAUACAUACUGGCAUUCCAAUUCAACAAUCCCAUUGGAUGAUCCUACACUUCUGUUCACAAAUGCUGGCAUGAAUCAGUACAAGCCCAUCUUCCAAGGUGUGGUUGAUCCUAAUAGUGACAUGGGCAGGUUAAAGAGAGCUACCAACAGUCAGAAGUGUAUCAGAGCAGGUGGCAAACACAAUGAUCUUGAUGACGUUGGUAAAGAUGUUUAUCACCACACCUUCUUUGAGAUGUUAGGAACUUGGUCAUUUGGGGAUUAUUUCAAGAAAGAAACGAUAGCCUGGGCAUGGGAUUUCCUCACCAAUGUUCUCAAACUCUCAAAAGAUCGUCUUUACGUGUCAUAUUUUGGUGGCAAUAAGGAUGCUGGUCUUGAACCUGAUUAUGAGGCUAAACAAUUCUGGUUGGACCAAGGACUAGAAGAAAGUCGAAUUAUGCCGUUUGGUAUGAAAGACAAUUUCUGGGAGAUGGGUGAGACAGGACCUUGUGGCCCAUGCUCCGAGAUUCACUACGAUCGUAUAGGAGGACGGGAUGCAUCUUCUAUGGUAAAUGCGGAUGUGCCUGAUGUCUUGGAAGUAUGGAAUCUUGUCUUUAUACAGUUCAACAGAGAAAAUGAUGGCUCUCUAAAGCCCCUACCCAAGAAGAACAUUGAUACUGGACUGGGGUUAGAGAGGAUAGUAUCUGUUGUUCAGGAUAAAAUGUCAAACUAUGACACUGAUCUCUUCAUGCCAAUUUUUGAUGCUAUACAUCAGGGUACAGGGUGCAGACCAUAUAGUGGCAAAGUAGGCUCAGAUGAUGUAGAUGGGGUGGAUAUGGCAUACAGGGUACUAGCUGACCAUGUUAGAACUCUUACUAUAGCGCUGUCUGAUGGAGGGAGACCUGACAACGUAGGAAGAGGAUAUGUAUUGAGACGUAUUCUUAGAAGAGGGGUGCGUUAUGCUACGGAGAAGUUGAACGCAAAACCAGGAUUUUUUGCCUCUUUGGUAGACACUGUGGUAAUAUCACUGGGUGAUUUUUUCCCUGAAGUCAAAAAAGAUCCAGAAAUGGUUAAAAGUAUUAUCAACGAAGAGGAGGCCCAAUUUUUAAAAACACUCAAUAGGGGUCGUAGAUUGCUUGAACGUACCAUUGAAAAGCUUGGUGAGGGUCAGGUAUUACCAGGUGAUAUUGCGUGGAGACUUUAUGACACCUAUGGUUUUCCAAUUGACCUUACCCAGCUCAUGAUGGAAGAGAAAAAUCGGGAGAUUGAUAUGGAAGGUUACAAAAAAGCAAAACAAGAAGCUAUUUUGAAAUCUCAAGGAAGUGGGAGUGGUGUAGACGACCAGUUGAACCUAGAUGUGCAUGCUAUAAAUGAACUCCAAAAAUUAGGCCUACCUCCAACCAAUGAUCUCCCUAAGUACAACUACACUGCAACGGAAUCAGGCGAUUAUUCAUUUGACACGUGUACUGGUGUUGUAAAGGCGUUGCGCUGCAAUAAAGAAUUUGUACAGGAAGUGACCUCUGGACAGGAGUGUGGCGUCCUGCUGGAUUGCACAUGUUUCUAUGCUGAACAGGGUGGGCAGAUUUACGAUGAAGGCUUUAUGGUUAAAGAGAAUGAUGAGGAGGUUGAGUUUUCCGUGAAGAAUGUUCAGGUGCGAGGUGGCUAUGUGUUACAUAUUGGAAACAUAGAAGGCAAUCUAAAGGUUGGAGACACCAUGAAACUGAAUGUAGAUCUCGAUAGAAGACGACCAAUUAUGAAUAACCAUACAGGAACUCAUGUGUUGAACUUUGCCUUGCGAAAUGUACUAGGGGAAGCUGAUCAAAGAGGCUCACUGGUAGCACCGGAUAGACUAAGAUUUGACUUCACUGCCAAGGGAGCUCUUAGUGCAGCUCAAGUAAAGCAAGCAGAAGAGAUUGCCAAUGAGCUGAUUAAGCGUAAUGAGGAGGUGUACGCCAAAGACACUCCACUCCCUGUAGCUAAGUCAAUACAAGGACUGAGGGCUGUGUUUGAUGAGGUGUAUCCUGACCCUGUACGUGUGGUGUCUAUAGGACUGCCAAUUGAGGACUUGGUGGCAGAUCCCAACAGUCCUGCUGGUAUCAAAACUUCCAUUGAAUUCUGCGGAGGAACUCAUCUGAAGCGAGCUGGACAUAUAGGUGAUUUUGUGAUAGUUACUGAAGAAGCCAUUGCUAAGGGAAUUCGCAGGAUUGUUGCAGUUACUGGAAAUGAUGCUGCCAAGGCCAUAAAGAAAGCAGACAUUCUUGACCAGCAGUGUGAAAAUCUGAAAGCCAAGAUAGAGGAAGACUCAAAAUCUGCUGGAUUUUCACCAAAGAUGUUUACAAAAGAUAUUGUAGAUCUAACAGAGGAGAUCUCCCAGGCUGGAAUUGCAUACUGGAGGAGAGAUGACCUGAGAAAUAAACUGAAAAUGCUGAAGAAAAAGCUUGAUGAUGUUGACAAGGCCAGAAAAGCAGCAGUCAUGACAGAGGUAGUGGAGGAAGCAAAGAAGAUGAUAGAAACAAGUCCUAACCAGAGAAUUGUCAUCCAUGAGUUUAAGGCUCUCUCAAAUGCAAAGGCCCUAGAUGGUGCAAUGAAACAGUACAAAAGUCUUUCACCAGAGACCUCUGCAAUUUUCUUCUCUGUGGAUGAAGAUGCUGGCAAAAUUUUAUGUAUGAGUUGUGUCCCUAAGGAAGCAGUCAACAAAGGUCUCAAGGCCAAUGAAUGGGUCAACCAGGUUUCUAAACUAAUGAAUGGAAAGGGUGGCGGGAAAGAUGUCUCUGCUCAAGCUACUGGAACAAACACUUCCUGUUUGAACGAUGCAAUCAAAAUUGUGACAGACUUUGCCAAAUUGAAGCUUGGAGAUUAACUCCAGAGAGAAUAAUUAGUAAUUGGGCGACAAUCUUUGAUAUUUGAAAAUUAUGAAUUAAAAAAAUUAUUAUUCAGAUUUGUAUGUUCUUCUUCUAACAUUAAUCUUUGAAAGAAUAUUCGAUGGACAUUUAUCAAAGAUGACUACUUAUAUCUCAUAAAACGUUAUUCAGAUUUUCAUGAAUUAUCUUAUGAAAUGUCUUCAAAUAUCAAAGGUUACACCUUUUAAACUAAGCAUCCGACUCUAAAACAAUAACUGAAAAUACAAGUUAUUGAACCAAGUCUCAGACCAGCAGCUACAAUUCCAACUAUUUAUAUCAACAUGCAACUCUGUGUUAUAACUGUGUUCUACU